Salvia splendens (bonfire salvia) is the source of this 5563-nucleotide messenger RNA. RefSeq lists its product as uncharacterized. The record is from RefSeq and is a predicted model, not a curated record. The transcript is spliced from 9 exons. Bases 22 to 5364 code for a protein of 1780 amino acids. Gene Ontology annotation, cellular component: nucleus. NCBI's taxonomy places the organism in Eukaryota, Viridiplantae, Streptophyta, Magnoliopsida, Lamiales, Lamiaceae. Gene Ontology annotation, molecular function: metal ion binding.
UCGACCAAUCGCUGCCGCGCAAUGGAUCUCCCCCCGCCGCCCCCUAGCUUCCGCCGCCACCACCACCACCACCACCACCUCAGGUAUGAAAACGUCCUCCGUCCUCCCAAUUUCACCCCCCAACCCUAUUCCUACCACCCCCCACCCCCGCCUCCAUCAGAUACCCGUUCGUUGAAUAUUACUCUUCCAUUGAAACCCUAUUUCCACCCAACCCUUCUUCCGCCCCCACCUCCGAGGGAAAACACGCCCUUGCGAAUUGUUUAUAAUUAUCCCAGGAGAAAUCCUGUCUACGAAAAUGAAAAUUGUACUCGGGGCCGUGCUGAUGAUGCACGUGAAUUGCCUGAAAAUUGGAACCGAGAUUUGCGUUGGGGUGCCACGGGAGUUCAUAGAAAGGUUGCCGAGGCUGAAAGAGGAUAUCGUGAUGGAUAUCGUGAUAUAAUUCCUGAGAAUUUUGAGUUGUAUAGAAAGAGGGAUGGUGACAGGAUAUGUGAUAGUGGUCUUAGUGAUUGGGGUUCUGACUUGGACAGAAGGGGGGACUAUGAUGAGAGGAGUUUGGAUAGUGGUAGGAAUGAUUGGAAUCGUGACUUGUACAGGGAGUGUGAUUAUGAUGAGAGGAGAUGGGAUAGUCGUAUGAUUAUGAACUACCGGAGUUGUGAUUUGUACAGGGGUCCUAGUUUUGAUGAUGAGAUGAAACGGGACUCUAUUAGGUCCGCUGGAGUUUUGUAUCGACUGGGAAACAGGCAGCCAGAACUUUCUGAGAAUGAUCUAAGGUUUGGUCGGGUUUUGUCUCGACUUGGAAACAGGCCACCAGAAUAUGAUGAGGAUGAUCUGAGUUUUGGUGGAGUUUUGUCUCGAUUGGGAAGCAGGCAACCAGAAUUUGCUGAUAAUAUUCCGAGUUUGGGUAGAUUUAGUGGUAGGUUAGGGACUGGGGUUAGUAAGGGGGGGUUAAUUUGGCCUGAUAAGAAGAAGAAAUUGCAGAAAAAGAAUACAUUACUUAGGAGUCAAUUAGGAAAAAUCCAUAGCAGGCACGGUGGAGUUUUAAAAUCUCAGCACUUUGCAAAUGAGUCUGGUAUAUGUAGUUUCAAGGUCGAGGGAAAAGGGUCUGCGAAGACGGGGAUGAAAAUGGAAGUUAAGAGAGAGAGGGAGCAGAGUCCUAUGGAGCUUGCUAUUUCAUUUAAGUCAAAUGCUCUCUUGGCAAAGGCUAUUGAGGUGCCAUCUCAUCCAGCUACUGAAUCAAGAGAUUCUGCAGCUAACCAGGAUAUUGUUUCAGAUUACCAAUUUUUAUCUCAGGAAACUUCACCAGAGCAUAUGGAUAAAGGAGGAACAAAUCAGCCUUUGCUUGGAGCUGAUUCACGGAUGGAAAGAGAUUAUCAUGCGAUCAAAGUUGAUUCUUGUAAACCCUUGGUCCCUAAGAGGAAGAGGAAAAGGAAAAGGAAAAGGAGCAAUUUGAACACAAAAUCUGCACAGAAGAGGAAGGGGAACACUUUGAGCACAAGAUCUGCAUCGUCAUAUGUGGUCCGUAGCGUAAUUACUCGGUGUUCUGGCCAUGCCGAGGGAUUGCUAACUACUACUGAGAAUGCUGACCAUGUGCACCAGUUGAGAGCUGAUGGGGUUGCACAGCAGGCACAUGAGAACUUUUUAUCUCAAGAAAAUGCUGCUUGUGGAGACAGUUUGUGUUUCAAUCCGGAUGUGGACAUUUCUAACAAAUAUGUACAUGAUGAAGCUUCUGUAUGUGAUGCAGAUAGGGAUGCAAUCAAGCCCGUUAACCUAUAUAUUAAAGUUGGUAGUGAUACGGAAGAUGAAGUUAGUGAACAUCCUAAUCUGGUUGAGACAAUGCAAAUGGAAAAGGAUGCUAUCAUCUCUGAUGUAGAAUUUAAAGAUGCUAACUCAGAGGACAUUCUCCUAAGCCAUGCUGAUACAGCCCAAGUGAUGUUAGAUGCAAAUCAUUUCAGAAGUUUAGAAGGUGCUGCUGUUACAACAUGUCCAAAUGUUGCUUCUGAGGAGACUUCACCUGAGUUUGAAGCAUCCUAUUUUGAUUAUGUGGGAACUGAUCUAUCGCAUAACGUUUACUCUGUUGAAGGAUCUCCCAAGAUGAUAAGUGACGGAGAAGCUGGCUUAUCUGUUGAUAAUUCAUCCCCCAAGGUGAUAAGUGACAAAGAAACUUGUGUAUCUGUUGGCCGCUCAUCCAAGGUUAUUAGUAAGAGGAAACGUGAAGGCUCUCAGGUAGGUCUUUCGGGUACAAAGACCAAUGUGAAUGUCGAAACAGUUAGAAUCAUUGAUGAUGGAAUUACAAAGUGUUUGCCAGAGGGUAUUGUUACUGCUAUGGAUGGUGACUUUGUUGGUGAGAGAGAUGGAUGCAAGGAUGUUCUAUGCAUAUCAAAGAAAGUUAACGGCUUACAAGAAGGCCCCUCUGGAGCUGAAAUUUCAGACUUACAGGUUCAAUUUACUGCAAAUGGCUCAUUCCUGGGCCACCGUAAAAAGCAGAAACUUUCCAGCCCAAGAUCAAGUCUCUCCUAUAUUUCUGAAGAUGAUACAAUUGCAGUUGGGUUCAGUAAGGCGCCAAUUCUUGAGCAGCAUCCCACCAGGCCAUCUGAAUUGCGAGCUGAGCAAAGUGGGGAUACUUCAUCAGCAUCCAUAACCAUCACACAAUGCCGAACCACUGAUGUGAGAGGUGAUGUUAGUAUUAAUGACUUAAAUUUUGCAAAUCGGGAUGAGAAUCUGGUAGAGGGAGACAGAUUACUAGGGAGUGAUGAUCUGGGUUUAAUUGCUAGUGGCAUAUCGUGUUCUGACAGAAAUGGUCCCAGUGCUUCUGAUUCUGGAGAUGAAUCGUUAGCAUCUAGCUUUGACAUGCAAUCUUGCAUGUCUUCUCCUGAAGGGCUGCAUGUUUACUUGGAUUCAUGUAUUUUGGGAAGCACUAGGACAUCAGCCAGCCUAUCAGAUACUGAAAUGAUUCGUCACAGUGAGAAAAUCUCCAACAAAAAGCAUGUGUUUGCUGAUCCAAAAACCAGUUCUCUUGGGAAAUGUUUAGAGGCAGCUGUAAACAAAUCACAAUCUAAUCCUGGCAUUCCACAAUCUCCACAUAAGGACACCAGUCAAGUGGUCAAAAAACUUUAUCCUGUACAUGGUAAACUAACUUGGCAUAAGGACCAGGCUCCUUCUGCUGUUACUAAAGUUUUGCCUAUGCAUCAUCAUUUAAAUUUUAGUAAUACGAGGAAAUUAUAUUCUUCUCAUACUACAAAAUCAAGGACGUGGUGUAGAACUGUUGACCCUACUGCUGCAGUUACGGAACCUAAUGCAACACAGGAAGCUAGACCUUUACAGAGUUCAUAUAUACGGAAAGGUAAUAGUCUAGUGAGGAAACAUGUCCCAUCAAAUGACGCUUCACAUGGAUUGCCUGGUUCAAGUUCCUCAGUUUAUCGGCUAAGUCCUUGCCCCAAUACUAAAAAGAAUGACCUGGCAUCUCAGUACAAGACUGGUGAUGCGGAUGUGUUAACUCUGAAGAGAGCAGGGCAGGUAAACACUUCUGAAACUACAAAAGCACUGACCCAAAAUUGUAAUAGGAAUUUAUUAAGUUGCUCUCCUUGCAACUCAGAGGAGCCUUUUCCCGUGAGUAAUCCUCAUGAUUGUCCUCCCAAAAGUUUAGAUGUCAUGGAGGAGAGUAUAAAGUCAUCUCCAGCCCCUGAAUGUCGAACUAAUUCAGUCAUCAACUCAGAUUGCCAAAGUACAGCUGCAGAAGGGAACUCUGGGAAGAAGGUUAUCUAUGUCAAGAGAAGAUCUUAUCAAUUGGUUGCGACUUCUAAUUCUGAUGAUACAUCUAUAUUAGGGGUGGAUAAUAGCCAGUCACGAUUAUCUGAGGGUUACUACAAAAAUAGGGAAAACCAGCUUUUCAGAGCAUCACCAGAAAAUGACGUCAAAAGAGCGAAUGAAAACCCUACCGCGUCUAGACUGGUCUCUCGCUCAAUUAUUCCUAAAAUUUCUACCAGAAGGCAAUCUGGUUUUGCCAAGAACUGCAGAUCUUCAAAGUUGGCAUUUGUGUGGAAAUUACAUGAUAAACAGGCUUCAGAAAAGCAUAAGAAUUCUUUGGGAACUCGAAAAGUCUGGCCACGAUUAUUUUCCCCUAAAGUAGCUGGUUAUUGGAGAAGUCUUAUAUUGGGUAUGAAACCGUCCCGUUCCAACAUCAGCCAAAAACUGCUGGUGUCAAGAAAGAGAGGUGCAAUUUACACUAGAUCAAGACAUGGAUAUUCUCUUAGGCUGUCGAAAGUUUUAAGUGUUGGUGGCUCUAGUUUAAAGUGGUCGAAAUCAAUUGAAAGGAACUCGAGGAAAGCCGAGGAGGAAGCUACAAGAGCUGUUGCUGCUGCUGAGAAGAGGAAAAAGGAAGAAAAGGGUGCUGUUCACAUUGCUUCAAAGGGUAGAAAUCAUGUUUCUCGUAAGUGGGUUCCUAGUGUAAAGAUGCAUCCAGGUGAACGAAUAUUUCGUAUUGGUUCAGAUCGAUACAAAAUGGAUCCAACAAGGAGGACUCUUCAGAGGAUCACAGAUAAUGAAUCAUCAUCAUCAGUAACUCCUCAGUCAAAAAAGAAUGUUAAGAGAUCUUAUAUCCCCAGGAGAUUAUUGAUCGACAAUGAAGAAUAUGUUCGAAUUGGAAAUGGUAACCAGCUGGUUAGAGAUCCAAAGAAACGUGUCCGUGUCCUUGCAAGCGAGAAAGUUCGCUGGAGUUUACGAACUGCCCGAUUGCGAUUGGCUAGAAAGAGUAAAUAUUGCCAGUUCUUCUCUAGAUUUGGAAAAUGCAACAAGGAUGAUGGGAAGUGUCCGUACAUCCAUGAUCCCUCUAAAAUAGUAGUUUGUACGAAAUUCCUGACUGGUUCAUGCACCAAUAGCACCUGCAAAUUGACGCACAAGGUUAUCCCCGAGAGGAUGCAAGAUUGUUCAUAUUUUCUGAAAGGUUUGUGCUCCAAUGACGAUUGUCCUUAUAGACAUGUACAUGUCAAUCCCGAUUCAAGUGUUUGUGACAAUUUCCUCAGAGGCUACUGUGCUGAUGGCAAUGAGUGCCGGAAGAAACACACCUACGUCUGCCCUGCUUUUGAAGCAACUGGAGCGUGUCCUCAAGCAUCGACAUGCAGGCUACACCAUCCGAAAAAGAAGACAGAAAUGAAACCAACUAUCGAGAAAAAGGUUGUAAGAGGCCGCUACUUUGAUGGCGGACUAGUAGGAGUUGAUGACUGGAGCUCAGCAUCGGCACCUGUCGAGAAGCUCUCGUCAAAAGGUAAGGAUGACAUAGUUGUGCAUGAAGGACAAUUCCCUGAUUAUAUUAGCUUAGAAGUUAGUGAUAAUGAACUGUGUGAUGAUUAUGGCGUCGAAUCGAUAUAGCGUGUCGUACUUAUAUAUAUUGUCUCCAGCCAUUGGCAGCCGGUAGACGAACAACAUAGUUGUAGAGGUGCAGGCUAAGUUCAUGAUGUGUAAUCUAUACUUGUAGGUUUGACCGUUUCUAGUCACAGUUUACAGGUUUAGGUAUAGGAUUUUGUAAGAACAAUUUAUGAAAUGAAAUUUGAAAUUAGUUCUUAUAACA